AUGCCUACCAGUGAGGAAAUUGCCGCGGCUCUUGCGGAAUCUUCGAUGGUGGUACUCAACGACGCUACGGGUGGUUGUUCUUUGGGGGAAGAAGAAGGCGGUUCUCCAGCAGUGGAUGAGAAUCCGGAAAUUGGUGAAGAGGACGGGACGGUUCACGAUGCUCCACCGCCAACAAAGGAACACAACGCAUGGUCCCGCUCUGGUUCCCCUCCUGUAGUUGCUGGUGCUGUGAACGCUGGCCUGGAUGGUAGAAAUGCAAUCGGCACGGGCACCAAAGAUGGCCAAGAAUACGUUGCGAAGGUCGACGGCGAUUCUAGUCGUGUCGUCCUCAAGGCUUCUGGCCCAAUCGCGAAUAAUGUCACGCACGGAGCGGACUUGAACAACCAAGAUAGUGGUUUUUCCAUACCAGGAGCGAGUUACAGCCAUUUUAAAGAUGAGACCGAAAAUUGCGUCCCUCUCCAGGAGCGGCCCGCAAGGGACAAAAUCAAGCCGUCUAGUAGGAGCUCCCCCGGAACCGGAGCUGUUGAUCAUAAUCAAAGUAGAGAACCAGCAGUGUUAGGACAAGCUGCUCUUCCGCAAGUACAAGAACGCGGCGGUUCGCAACAAGGAGAAAAACUAGACAACCUACUUCCAGGAGUCGUGCCGAAAAACAAAGACAAGCUUUCAACAGUAACAGAAGUGCAUGAUGUACGAAUAAAUCCCUCGUCGCAGUCCCAAGACCGAAGUAAAAUCACAGCUGCCACGACUUCCAGCGCUUCAUCGAGCACGGCAAUCGGUAGAUCUCUUGUUGGACCCGCCCCUGCCGCUCCUCUCGUGAAGACAAUUCCACAGCGAAUAGGGCACUCGGAUUACUUCGAUGAUCUCGAGUCUGAUGAGGACGACCUUGCUUUCCGUGCGGCGGCAGAUAAAGAGGCGCAGAAGAAUCAUGAACUGCAAGAAGAAGCUGCUUCACGAGGACACGUUGAGGAGAAUCUAAGGCUUCACGUCGGCAAUUCAGGUUCUUCUUCAAGCUCGAGCUCAAGGAAUGUCCUCGGUGAAGAAUCGAAAACUCACUCCGAGCUAGGGCCGUACAAAAGAGCUACAACUAGCGAGGAAAACAGGCGAGAAGACGAGGCUGCACAACACAUUUCCGCCGAAAAGCACAGCAAUUCGGUCAGCAACGUUUUGAACAUGCUACUGACAUCGACAACUUGCGCAGAAGCUCCUGCACCACAGCAAGACGAGUGCAGCUUACUUUUGCGUAGUUCUUCCGCACCUCCGAAGCCACCGGUG
Amoebophrya sp. A120 is the source of this 1272-nucleotide messenger RNA. NCBI's taxonomy places the organism in Eukaryota, Dinophyceae, Syndiniales, Amoebophryaceae. The record is from the annotation of a GenBank genome assembly.